UCGAGCUUCGAUCUAGACUCUCGAGUUCCAUUCCUCCUGCACUCUCUCCUGCUUAACCGAACAGACAUGGCUUCACGCAUCCUCCUCCUUGCUUUCCUUGCGCUGGUUUCUUCUCACGCAAUUGCUUCUGAUCCUAGUCCCCUCCAGGACUUCUGUGUUGCUGACAAAACGUCCCAUGUAUUUGUCAACGGUCUUGCGUGCAAGAACCCAAACGAUGUCAGAGCUGAUGAUUUCUUCUUCUCCGGCCUCGACAGGCCUGGCGACACUGCAAACAAACUUGGAUCGAAUGUGACUUUAGUUAAUGUGGAGAAAAUUGCAGGGCUCAACACCCUUGGCAUCUCAUUGGCUCGCAUAGACUUUGCUCCUUAUGGCCUGAACCCACCUCACAUCCACCCUCGGGCGACAGAGAUUUUGACGGUGUUGGAAGGCUCACUCUAUGUGGGUUUUGUGACUUCCAACACGGACAACCGUCUCUUUGCCAAAGUCAUCAACAAGGGUGAUGUGUUCGUGUUCCCCCAAGGUCUAAUUCACUUCCAGUUCAACUACGGGACGAAGAAUGCUGUUGCUAUUGCCGCAUUGAGCAGCCAAAACCCUGGUGUGAUCACUGUAGCCAAUGCGGUGUUUGGGUCGAAGCCGCCCAUCUCUCGUGACGUUCUUGCAAAGGCCUUUCAGGUGGACAAGAAGACUAUUGACUGGCUGCAGGCUCAGUUCUGGAUGGACAACAACAACUGAUAACUCUUUCUUUGCUACAAGGAUUGCUCCGCUGAUUCAUUUGUAUUAUUUUGAUUGUUACACUUAUUCAUUUGCAUUCUUUAGCACAAAUAAGCAAACAAUGAGUUGACAAUUCUACAGCAAUAAAGGCAAUUUAUUUCCCAGUAGGAGAAAGUGCUUCUUGCUUCUGUUUUUAUUUUUCCUUUUGCUGUAACAUUAGGUCAAGAUGUUUGUUGGACUUGAUAUCACAAAUUGCUUAUUCCUUUAUCCACCAACUUUAUGUUUGUGAGCGGAUAGGAUGAAUUAAGCCAUAGGCAUCAUAGAGGAAAAGAUGGAUUUUACUGAAUGGAGGACUGAAAAAGGAAAAGUAUUUGGAUCUGGAUUGUCUUUCAGCAGCCAUGGCUUCAAAAGUUUGGCAAAAACAGAAUAGUGGUGUAUGACAUCCUCCGCACAGAUUUGAGAAGCACCUACUUCUAAGCUUCUGUCUGGACUCAGGCUACUUCUAAUUUUGACUAUUAGGAAAACAGCUAUUCCUAUCUCCAUCUCUCCUCUAUCCCUGGCUGGAGGAAGAACAAAGUUGAAGGGACGCAACAGGCGUAGCAAACCUAUAUUUUUAAUACAAAUCAAAUUGGAUUAUUGAUCCAAUAUCUUGGUUAAAUCGAUCUCCAUUUAAGUUUUUAAUAAUUAUAUCUUAGACUAGUGGCUGGUUAUGGUGCAUUAUUUGCAAUAUUUCCGAACCCAAACAACUUCCAAUUAUUUACCUGAAUUGGCUGAUCAUGUGACUUGUUCGGUAAAUAGUUCUGGCCAGAUAAAGUUGAAAAUAACUUGAUGAACUCAUCAAAAAUUGUUAAGUA
Phoenix dactylifera (date palm) is the source of this 1565-nucleotide messenger RNA. Lineage: Eukaryota; Viridiplantae; Streptophyta; Magnoliopsida; Arecales; Arecaceae. The record is from RefSeq and is a predicted model, not a curated record.